Hemibagrus wyckioides is the source of this 765-nucleotide messenger RNA. RefSeq lists its product as uncharacterized. The transcript is spliced from 5 exons. Lineage: Eukaryota; Metazoa; Chordata; Actinopteri; Siluriformes; Bagridae. Bases 16 to 765 code for a protein of 249 amino acids. The record is from RefSeq and is a predicted model, not a curated record.
AAUGGUUUUUUAAUUAUGUGCUGGAAAUGUCCCAGGUUGUUCUCGCCUGUCGGACACACACUUGGAAUUAGAAGCGGCAAAAGCUAUAAACGAGGCAUACAUGCUGCAGAAGGACGAAUUGGGUCAGUUUUAAAGGAGGUGCAUCGGCCUUAUCAUGAAGCAAGAUGCCAAGCCUGCAGUGAUCACCUAUGGUAUGUGGGAUCAAGUGCGAGUAGACCAUGGAAAGGAGUUUUACCUGACACUGUUCAUGCAGGAGAUGCUGUCACACCAUCGGUUCAAUCAGGAGAGACUGCCUUAUCUACAGACUUCAUCUACACGACCCUUCUGCAGCUGAUGGACCAAGAGGAGAUCAAUAUGGAGGACAACCUUGUAAAAUACUGUGUGUCCAAUCUAACUUCUAGGCUGUGCCACACUGGUCUUACAAGCGUGGCAGAAUCAUGGAAUGCUCAUAUGAUUCCAGGAAAAGGCAUACCAAAUCACUUUGCAGAACCUGGGUGUAAACGAAGAAUUACAUCAGAACUCUUGCCACAUUCAUUUGGAGCUGCAGACCUUUACAGACAGCAUGUAGGAUCUGCACUGACAACACACUCAACGUUUGGAGUUGAUCCCUUUACAACAGUACAGGACAAACUCAGAACGGAGAAUCAUUUUUCAGAGAAAUAUCCUGACAUUUCACAUUUGUUUCAUAGAGCAGUAAACAACAACUUUGCUCCAUACAAACAAGCCUUGCUUUAUCUGACAAACACAACUCAGAGAAAUGCAUGA